AUGAGCUUUCUUUCUGCAGGCUUAUUGGGAAAGGUUCAAGAAAUGGUCGGCGAUGGUGGUGUUGUUGAACCCACUACUCGGAUUCUGUUCUGUGGGCCUUAUUUUCCUGCUUCUCAUAACUAUACAAGAGAGUAUUUGCAAAGCCAUCCAUUCAUACAGGUUGAUGAUGUUGCUUUCGAUAAUAUCCCUGAUGUUAUUGGAAAUUAUGAUAUUUGUAUAAUAAAAAAUAUGCAAUUAAAUUCAGAUCUCAUCUCCCGUGCAAAACGGAUGAAGCUUAUCAUGCAGUAUGGAGUUGGCAUAGAAG
Messenger RNA from Olea europaea var. sylvestris, 304 nucleotides. RefSeq lists its product as uncharacterized. The annotation marks the transcript as partial. The transcript has 2 exons. NCBI's taxonomy places the organism in Eukaryota, Viridiplantae, Streptophyta, Magnoliopsida, Lamiales, Oleaceae. The record is from RefSeq and is a predicted model, not a curated record.